Manis pentadactyla (Chinese pangolin) is the source of this 936-nucleotide messenger RNA. RefSeq lists its product as uncharacterized. Lineage: Eukaryota; Metazoa; Chordata; Mammalia; Pholidota; Manidae. The record is from RefSeq and is a predicted model, not a curated record. Bases 1 to 612 code for a protein of 203 amino acids. The transcript is spliced from 7 exons.
AUGACAUUCAGCCCGGCGGAGGCCAGGUGGGCUUGUGAAGCGGGAGGCGCUGAGAACCGGACGACGGUUGCGCGUGGCGCCGGCGCGCGACUGUCAAUCAAGGCUGCAGAGGGGCGGGGCGGUACUUCCGCCUGCGCUUCGCCGCUCGGCGGCGCCCGGGACAGUCGGGAACCGCGCCCGCAGCCGCCGGCCGAGUGGCCGGAGAGGGCGAUGGAGCUGGAGCCCGGGGUGUUGCUGCAGGAGGCUCGCGAGAACGUGGAGGCGGCGCAGAGUUACAGGCGGGAGCUGGGCCAGAGGCUGCAGGGGCUGCGGGAGGCGCGGAGUGGAGGAACUCUAGUUCACCUGGAGAGGCCAGAGAACUUGCAUCUGAGAGGCCCCUCUCUAGAACCUGUUGCCAAAUGUGCUCAUCUUCCAGCCCUGAGAUGCUUCAAAUGCUGUCCUUGCAUGUUGCUGCAGGCGGCAGUUUCCUUCCUCCCUCAGGCUGACUGUAUGUGUGCACUCUGCUUGGCUUAUCCACUCAUCCGUCGGUGGACGUGUAGAGAUGCCAGGGAGGAAAACAUACACGACCAUUGGAUAAACGAGCACACAACUGACUCGCCACACCGACUCUGAUCAUCUUCAUCAGCAGAAGCAACAGGUUCUUCUGGAUUUUUACCUCAAAUUCACUGACUUCAUGUUUUAUUUUUGUUGACUUAUUCUGACACCUUCCUCCCCUCUGGUAUAAUAAAUUACUCCCUCUGAAGAAUACAGCCAUCCGACACCCACCUCACAGGUUAUUGUGAGGAGUAAUUGAGAUAAUGUGUGUAAACAUUGAAAUACUUACACAAAUUAGCCGUAAUUAUGUAAACAACAGUCACCUGUGUGGUAGGAGCUAAGAUUGCAGGAAUACAAAAUACACUAAAAGUGCUCAAUAAACUGACAAAUGUUCAACAGUGA